AUGACAACUGUUGAGGACACUACAACCACAGCUCCUGCCACGACAACUGCUGCCGACCCUACGACCACAGCUGCCACGACAAUUGCUGCGGACACUACAACGAUUGACAUACCCCUUACAACCACUACAACAACUAACAGUACCCCCUAUACUGAGGGCAUUACAACCACUACAACAACUGACAGUACCCCUUAUACUGAGGGCAUCACACGUACAACAACUGACAGAACCCCUUAUACUGAGGCCAUUACAACUACAACUGACAUUACCCCUUAUAGUGAGGGAAGUACAAUUACUACAACAACUGGCAGUACCCCUUAUACUGAGGCCAUUUCAAGUACAACAACUAACAGUACCCCUUAUACUGAGGGCAUCACACGUACAACAACUGACAGUACCCCUUAUACUGAGGGCAUCACAAGUACAACUAACGGUACAACUUAUACUGAGGGCAUCACAAGUACAACAACUAACGGUACAACUUAUACUGAGGGCAUCACAAGUACAACAACUAACGGUACAACUUAUACUGAGGGCAUUACAAUCACUACAACAACUGAAGGUACAACUUAUACUGAGGGCUUUACUGGCACUACAACCACUGCUAGUACGACCACAACGACCACCGAGACAACUACCACUACAAGGUUGCCAUGUAAGAAAGGCUGCAGGAGAGGACGCAGACUGUUACUUCAGGUCAUGCAGAGGGCGUUUCGUGGCUGCGAUAGGCCAUGAAUCGCAUCAAGAAGUUGCUUCUGUUUCUUGAACCGGGAGCUCCUUAAUUCUAAAGAUUUGAUGUGUUCCAAAUAAAGGAAAUAAAAAAGAACAGUUAG
This is a messenger RNA of Penaeus vannamei (Pacific white shrimp), 833 nucleotides long. The record is from RefSeq and is a predicted model, not a curated record. NCBI's taxonomy places the organism in Eukaryota, Metazoa, Arthropoda, Malacostraca, Decapoda, Penaeidae.